CCCCGCCGCCGCCGCCCCCCCCGCCCCGGAGUCACCUUGGUGCCGGGCGGCGGCACCGGAUCGGACCCGCCCCGGCCCCGGCCCCGGCCUCGGCCUCGGCCUCGGCCCCGCUAGCGGUACCGGUACCGUCCGCGGCCGAGAUGGCGGCGGCGCCGGCGGCCGAGAAGCCCAAAACCUCCCCCAAGUCCGUCAAGUUCCUCUUCGGCGGCCUGGCCGGCAUGGGGGCCACGGUGUUCGUGCAGCCGCUGGACCUGGUGAAGAACCGCAUGCAGCUGAGCGGGGAGGGGGCCAAGCGCCGCGAGUACCGCACCAGCCUCCACGCCGUCGCCUCCAUCCUGCGCCGCGAGGGCCUGCGCGGCAUCUACACCGGGCUCUCGGCGGGGCUGCUGCGCCAGGCCACCUACACCACGACGCGCCUGGGCAUCUACACGGUGCUGCUGGAGCGGCGGACGGGGGCGGCCGGGGCGCCGCCGCCCUUCGCCGUCAAGGCGCUGCUGGGCAUGGCGGCGGGCGCUGCCGGCGCCUUCGUGGGCACCCCGGCCGAGGUGGCCCUCAUCCGCAUGACCGCCGACGGCAGGCUGCCGCCCGCCGAGCGCCGCGGCUACCGCAACGUCUUCGACGCCCUGCUGAGGAUCACGCGGGAGGAGGGCGUCCCCACGCUGUGGCGGGGCUGUGUCCCCACCAUGGCCCGGGCCGUGGUGGUCAACGCCGCCCAACUCGCCUCCUACUCCCAGUCCAAGCAGUUCCUGCUCGACUCCGGCUACUUCGGGGACGACGUGCUCUGCCACUUCUGCGCCAGCAUGAUCAGCGGCCUGGUGACCACGGCCGCCUCGAUGCCCGUGGACAUCGCCAAGACGCGCAUCCAGAACAUGCGGAUGAUCGACGGGAAGCCGGAGUACCGCAACGGGCUGGACGUGCUGGUGAAGGUGGUGCGCUACGAGGGCUUCUUCAGCCUGUGGAAGGGCUUCACGCCCUACUACGCCCGCCUGGGCCCCCACACCGUCCUCACCUUCGUCUUCCUCGAGCAGAUGAACAAGUUCUACCGGCGCUUCUUCCUCAGCGCCUAGCUGCCCCCCCCCGGGCCCCCCCCCGCGGCCGGGGGGGCCCCGAACGCGACCCCCCCCCCCCCCCCGCGGAGCCCGGGCCCGGCGGGGGCACACGGAACGCGACGCCCUUGCUGUGCCCGGGCCUGGGGGGGGCCCAAAUGUGACCCCCCCCCCACUGUGUCUGUUCCUGGGGGGGCUCCGAAACGCGACCCCCCCCCCCCCGUGCCUGGGUGGGGGGGGCCCCAAAUGUGACCCCCCCGUUGUGUCUGGGCCCGGGGGGGCCCCGAAACGCGACCCCCCCCCCCCACCGCCGCGCUUGGAACGUAGUAAAGAGAUGCUGGAACGAG
Messenger RNA from Dromaius novaehollandiae (emu), 1393 nucleotides. RefSeq names its product solute carrier family 25 member 11 (gene SLC25A11). The record is from RefSeq and is a predicted model, not a curated record. Gene Ontology annotation, molecular function: transmembrane transporter activity. Bases 141 to 1067 code for a protein of 308 amino acids. Lineage: Eukaryota; Metazoa; Chordata; Aves; Casuariiformes; Dromaiidae. The transcript has 8 exons.